Peniophora sp. CBMAI 1063 is the source of this 2097-nucleotide messenger RNA. Lineage: Eukaryota; Fungi; Basidiomycota; Agaricomycetes; Russulales; Peniophoraceae. The record is from the annotation of a GenBank genome assembly.
AUGUCUUCCUCGGCAUCAUCUGGAGCUGAGAAGCAACCGCGCUCGAGUCGGGCGUGCGUUCAAUGUCGCACUCGGAAGCAACGCUGUCUGCCGGAGCUGCCUGGUGUACCGUGCCAGCGUUGUCGAGGCGCCCACAAAACAUGCUCCUUUGAAACCGAUGUGGACUAUCGUCUUGCCUACGCGCCUUAUCCAUCCCCAAGCCCCGGUCAAAGUGGCGCCGACGUGCAUGCACUCCGUCUUGAGCUCGCCGAGCACCGUCGCCGUCUGGAUAUUCUUGAGGGCGCCAUGCGCUCGGGAUCUAUACCUGCUUCUACUUCUACUUCAAGUGGUGGAAUGAAUGAAGACACUACAUCUGAAUUUCCCAGCGUCCCCUCAGCGUCUACCUCCUCGUCGAUCUCAGGGCCUGCACUCGGUUCCUCGCCUGCGGACUCGCAAGGCUUUCCUGCGCGUGGCAUGCAGUACGGCUCACCUGCGGAGUCAGCAAUGGGAUCGGGCAGCAACGCCUCGCUCGAUAGCCCGCGGCCCAAACUGAAGAUCGAUGAGAACGGUCUCGGGGCUCCUAUAUCCACUCUGCGCAACCUCAGUACUCUCAACAAUGCAGAGGAUGUUAUGCGCGGCACACAUCCGCCAAGUCCCCACAUAUCCGAAGGGAUCGUGCUCGACCCUAUCGACCGUGGCAUCCUUAGCAUGGAGGAUGCCGAGCGCUGUUUCAAGAUCUUCUUCGACAACCUUCAUCAGCUAGCACCGUUGCUAUGCGUGCGUACGCAGUCGUCGGCGGCCUCAGUCCGCGCGACCUGCAGCGUUCUCUUUACGUCCAUCUGCACCGUCGGCGCUCGCUAUUGGGAUUACGAAUCGCCCCCGGCGACGCGCUCGUGGCUGCAUCCUCGCUACCGCACUCUGGUUGGCUUACUUGAUGAGGCCAUCGCAUCGUUACUACUCCGCGCCACUCCUGCAGACGUCACCGUCGAGAGCAUACAGGCGCUGCUUGUGUACUUGCAAUGGAUGCCGCUCGACGGCGUUCGCUCUCGCUUCAACGACAUCAGUGCAUGGUCUGUUGCCGGGCUUGCUAUUCGUCAUGCACACUACAUCGGACUCGACCGCAGUGUACAUGCGAACCAUGGCGGUAACGGACGAGAAGAAGACAUACACCGCAUGCGCGUAUGGCUCAACCUUCUGAGCGUCGACCACCAUCUGAUGCUUACGGCCGCUCUUCCUGCUUCUCUCAAUCCCGAACCAGCAGCGCGCGUCUGUCGUACGUUUGCUUCGAGCCCACUGGCGCAGACCACGGACAUCAAGGCUGCCGCUCUCUGUGAACUCGUGAACAUUCUUCACCGCGUGGCCAAGGCGUGCGGCGAUCCAUCUCUCCGGCGACUUGAUCCCAUCUCAUUGCGCCGCGCCAACGCUGAACUAGACGACUGGGAAUUGACAUGGACAGCGGUUCUUCCUGCUCAGAGCACCUUCUAUAUGCCAUUCACCGCUCUACGCUGGUAUCGUCUGGCUAUGAACUCGGCUUCGCUCAAUAACGCGCUCAAACAUCCCGGCGCGUCGUCCGCCUCCGCCAGUGCAGCUGAGAUCGGCAUCGAGGCCGCCGCGCAAAUGCUCUUCCAUUUCAGUGCUGAAGCCGCGCUGCAACCUGCAGGUCGCCCUGUUCGGGGCCUGCAUGGACCAUUCACGUUAGCGCACCACGCGCUAAUCGCAUUUCAGUUCGCGAUAGACUCGUACUGGGUUACCCACGCGUUUAGCGUCGUCCUCCUCGCGCUGGCGUUUACGCGCGGUCUCAUCGAUGAUGAGUUACAUAUACUCAGUCCACCCUCACAACCGUUACGCCCACGCCCAGAAGCAUUACUUCCUUGUCUUCUGCGCUUAGCCGCGGCGGCCUUCCGUGGCGUAUGCGCGCCGGGCGCGGCACACUAUCGCGCACUCGUCGACGGUGUGCUGGAGGACAUGCUUGUAGACGGUCAGACGACCGGACUUGUCAACGACGUUGAGAACAUGUUCCCGGAGCUGAUGGAUCUCGGUUUGGGUUUCGAUUGGGCGCUGUUCCAAGACCCCGCGGCUGGAUUUGGUGUGCCCAUGGGCAAUGGCAUGGCAUCGUAG